UAAGCAGUAAGCACUGGCUCCUUGAUAGAUCAAAAUUUUUGCACGAACAAAAGUAAAAUUCCAUAAAAUAAUUAACGUUAUCCCAAAAUCACGCCGCGGACACUCUAACGUGGCAAGUUUCUGUCGGGAAACAGAAGAGACAAUCAUUUCUAUCUUCUGAGAGCCCCCUGGUUACUUAUUAUCAAAACCUGUAUCAAAUCCUGGAUCAAUCAAUAGCCGCCACGUAAGAAGGCGCAGAUAUAUUCUCUACUAUACGUUCGUAGCAGAUAUUCCGUGCACACCAAGGAAAAAUCGCACAAGCUAAGCCACGCACCAAAACAUCGUACGGAUCGCACCACCGGCUCUCAAGUAUUUUUGUUUGGCUGGUUCACUCGCUCCUCCCAACAACUCUUUUUUUUUUUUUUUUUUUUCUCUCUCUAAGAAGAAAAUCUCACUCACUUUCUCUCUCUAUACACACGUACCGCCAUUACAAAGCCACUCACUACUUCCAAAACGAAACUUGAACCCUCUCUCUCUCUCUCUCAAUCUUUCUCCUGUCUCCGCCCUUUUGUCUCCUUUCUGAGUCUCCAAAUUUCCAAAACAAACAAAAACAAAAAGCAAAAACAAAAAUGCCUUCAGAUUCUGGGGAUCACCAUAGACGCCCGGCGGCCAGUGAUCAUCAGCAACAGCAACAGGAGCAGCAGAUGGGCAUGGGCCACCCUCCGCCGCUGCCGUGCCCGCGCUGCGACUCGACGAACACCAAGUUCUGCUACUACAACAACUACAACCUCGCCCAGCCCCGCCACUUCUGCAAGUCCUGCCGCCGCUACUGGACCCACGGCGGCACUCUCCGUGACGUCCCCGUCGGCGGCGGCUCCCGCAAGAACUCCAAGCGCUCCCGCUCCUCCUCCUCUGCCUCCGCCGCCUCCUCUUCCUCCUCUUCCUCCUCCGACCCUCUCCCCACCACCUACGCACCCAAUAUCUUUCCCGAUUUGCCCCUCACAAAGCCCGAAUCCGCUCCCGAUAAUCUGAAUCCGAACCCGAAUCCAAACCCGGACCUCAACGAGAACGUCACCUCCUCCGGUCACGGCUUCACUUCGCUGCUGAAUUCCCAAGCGACGGGGAUCCUGGCGCUCGGCGGAUACGGGUACGGGCUCGGACUCGGGCACAAUGGGUUUGAGGAAAUGGGAUUCGGGUACGGGAAGGGGGUUUGGCCGUUUCCUGAAGUCGGUGAGUUUGGGGGAAAUGGUGGUUCGGGAGGCAACACGUGGCAGAUGAAUGGAGGUCCGGAGGGAAAUUUGGUUGAUGGGGAUUGCUUUGCUAAUUGGCCAGACCUCUCCAUUUCCAUGACCGGAAAGGGCUUGAAGUGAUUAUCAUUGUAUUACACGUUAUGUGUCGUUUUGAGGAAAAUCUUUUUCCUUUUUUUUUUCCUUUUGGGCGGUGGGUGGUGAUGGUUUCUCUGCUUUGCAGUAUUUCCAUGUCGGUCGAGUAUAUUACAGUACUACUGCGUUUUUUUUUUUUUUUUCCUUCUCAGUUGUCCUUUUGCUUUUUUAGGGCUUGGUCAGUUUGUGGUUGGUAUAGAGUAUAGGAUAAAGGGGAAAAAAAAAAAAGGGGUAGUUGCUUAUUCUGAGUCUUUUUCUUAGAGUUUUGUUUUUACUGGCUUUUUUCUGUAAAUCUUUUUGGUCCGUUUGUCUUGGACGGAAACAGGUGCGAGAGAUUGGACAAAAGAAAACAACUGCUUUUGGGUA
Molecule: messenger RNA, 1727 nt
Organism: Morus notabilis
Lineage: Eukaryota; Viridiplantae; Streptophyta; Magnoliopsida; Rosales; Moraceae
Product: dof zinc finger protein DOF3.4
Exons: 1
Coding region: 609-1349 (246 amino acids)
Biological process (GO): regulation of DNA-templated transcription
Molecular function (GO): DNA-binding transcription factor activity; DNA binding
Source: RefSeq, a predicted model, not a curated record